UAGGCGCGUCUCGCUCCCUGACAGCAUAAUUCGCCCCAAUGGGAAACUUAACAUUUGCGUCUAAACCUCGCUUCUUCUCCGUGUUAAAUGUCACUGGAUACCGUCACAGCCGAAGGACAUGUCCGAAAGUUCCUCAGGAGUGAACACAAGCAGUGACAGUCUCCCCAAAUCUCACACGUCUCAAGGCUCCGAGCUCCGAGACACCCACACUCCUCUCUCCGUGGAACAGAGCCCAGACUCAGGCUUUGUCACCACUCCACUGCCCUCUAACCGCUUCAGGUUCAUCUCGUGGCAUCGGCUGGAGGAGAGUGAUGUCCGUGGGGACCAGCUCAGCUGUCCCAGGGUCAGAGAGGCAGGCCCUAGUGAGGAGGAGCUGUACCUGAGGGGGGAGCAGUAUGCACUGUACGCCAGCGGGAGCAGGAGGGGGAGGAGGAGGAGGGGGGAGGAGGACCAAGUACAGAAGUGGGAGGAGAGACUACAGGAGAACUGGGAGAACUGCGUGGAGCUGAACCUGUCCUAUCAGGAUUUGGGAGAUCCAUACCAGCUGGAGAACUUCAUUCGGAUCCUGCGGAGGCUGAUCCGCGUGGAGAGGCUGCAGCUGGUGGAUAACGCUCUUAAAGACCUCAGCUCUGUCCGUCUGCCAAGAUGCAAAUACCUGAAUUUGCACCGCAACCACUUGACGUCGAUCCGGCAGCUGCCAAAGAUGCCUCAGAUCCAGCACCUGUGCCUGUCUGAGAACGGCAUCGGGGCCCUGGGGGAGCUGUCGCUGCUGGGGGCCACCCCACUGCAGUCCCUCACCCUGCGCCGCAACCCCUGUGAGUUCCUGGAGGACUACCGGCCACGUGUGUUCUCCUGCUUGCCAAAACUCUGUGUUCUGGACGGAAUCCCAAAGCUGCCAGAAGAUUCCGUGCCGUCUCCGAUGUCUGCGGCAUCAAGACUGUGCACCAUUUUGUGACGGACGCUCCACUCCGGGAUGUGGAUUUUUUACUGUGAAGAGAAGACAAAAAUAACAAGGAAGUGCUCCAAAACUCUUCAGGCAAAAAACUUGAAGAGCCAUCAAGUGUACAAAGUUUUAUAUACAGUAUUAUA
Molecule: messenger RNA, 1089 nt
Organism: Engraulis encrasicolus (European anchovy)
Lineage: Eukaryota; Metazoa; Chordata; Actinopteri; Clupeiformes; Engraulidae
Exons: 7
Coding region: 119-955 (278 amino acids)
Molecular function (GO): protein binding
Source: RefSeq, a predicted model, not a curated record